Daldinia childiae is the source of this 879-nucleotide messenger RNA. Its product is annotated as putative methyltransferase C70.08c. The coding region runs from base 1 to 879 and encodes 292 amino acids. The record is from RefSeq and is a predicted model, not a curated record. The transcript is spliced from 4 exons. Lineage: Eukaryota; Fungi; Ascomycota; Sordariomycetes; Xylariales; Hypoxylaceae.
AUGGCGGAGAAGAAAGACCAUUGGUCCUCUGAGGCAUAUCAACACUCAGCCUCCUUCGUGCCGAAGCUCGCUACAAAGAUCUUACAGUGGCUCGACCCACAGAAGGACGAUGUGAUUCUGGAUAUCGGUUGUGGUGUUUGCUCCAAUGCUUACCAUAUCUAUAAUUCAGACGGCGUGGUCAAUAUCCAGUUGCAAGAAAUCCUAGCCCAGGGCAGCGGUAGCAUCCAUGGCACGGACUCAUCGCCGGCUAUGAUCGAGGCAGCGACACAAGCAGCUGGCAAGGCCGGUGCAUCAAAAUGUACCUUCGAAGUCGUCGACGCCCUCGAACUAGCGCAGGCGCAACACUUACAGCGCGGGCACUUCACCAAGAUCUUCUCUAACGCAGCACUCCACUGGGUCUUCGGAUCAUCUAGGGGCGACACAGAGCGCCAAGCCUCCGUAUUCCGCGCAGCACGAGACGCCCUAGCUCCCGGCGGCACCUUCGCGUUCGAGAUGGGCGGCCUCGGUAACGUAGGCGAGAUCCGGGCCGCGCUGCUGGGAGCCGUAGCGCGACGCAUCGGGCUCUCUAAGGCAAUCGAGCAUGACCCGUGGUUCUUCCCCGACGAGGCGUGGGCCACGGAUAUGCUGGAGAAUAAAGUUGGAGGGUGGAAGGUCGAGAGGGCGGAGCGCGAGUAUCGUCCUACGCGGGCUGAUGCGGGUGGUGUAGAGGGGUGGGUGAGAUUAUUUGGAGCGCAGUUUUUUGAGGCGCUGAGCGAGGGGAAGGAGAGGGAGGAGUGCAUUAAGGAGGUGGUAGAUGUUUUGGAGUUUGUGUGUAAGAAUCCGAGCGGUGGGUUUCAUCUGGGAUAUGUGAGGUUGAGGGUUUUGGCGAGGAAGCUGUGA